UAAACAAAGCACGUCCGCCAAAAGCAGAGACAGAAGCCACAUCAUGUCAGACUGGUCACCUCUGCGCUGUGUUGGCUGUGGUUUAUAAUGGGCGGACUGGUGUCCAGUGUGUAGCGGUGUGUUACAGACAGGCUCACACAGGUGGACUAGUCAGACAGGUUUGGAGUGGGAGCCCUUUUGUUCAGCUGUUGUGAAGGCGAUGUAGCCAUUUGGAGAGGUAUGAUGAAGACAGUCGCGACUGUAGCGCUUCUACACCUGUGUUUCUGUGCGACAGCGCCAGUUUCGGGUAGUGACUCCACCGAAACGGCGCUGACACCCUCACCGGGCGACAUCGCUCUACUUCCGUGUUACACCGUCGGUAACGUGACACCGACUGUAACCACAUGGAUGAAGAAUGGGAGAGAAGUCAUCAGAGGGGGCGCGUCUUCACCGGACCCCUCACCUGCCGACCAGCGCCUCUCAGUGCUGCAUGAUGGGAGUCUGAACAUUAGGGGGGUGAUACCUGGGGAUGACGGCACCUACCUGUGCAGCUCCAUACUGCCAGGCAACAUCAUCUUUCACGCACGUGUCCUGCUGCAAGUCACCAGUGGUCCAGAAAACGUGUCUGUGUCCGUCAGUCCAGCCACUGCCCUGGCCAACGGGACGCUCACUGUCACUCAGGGUUCAAGUGUCUCCUUUAACUGCUCCGGCUCCUCCUACCCCUCCCAGGAGCUGACCUGGGCCUUCAGCGGAGCUUCUUCCAGCAACAUGUCGCUGGCUUCAACCUCUGGACCCUGGCUUAACUACAGGAUAGAAGACAUCCAGCCCAGCGCUCAGGGCGUUUACACCUGCAGGGCCCACAACCCCGUGUCUCACCAGGCAGUCAAUAAGAGCACACAGCUGCUAGUGUACCAUGCUCCAGACAGACACCCUGAGUGUAUGUGGGCACCAGCGCAGGACCCCUCCCACAUUCACUUCAACUGCACCUGGUUUGGAGCGUAUCCCACCCCGACGCUACGCUGGGGGGAAGACCAGGGUGACCAAGACGCUGGCUGGAAAGGGCACAUUUAUGCCUCGGAGGAGACGGACAGCCUGUCGGUGAUGCUGAACCGCUCGGUGCUGUCCGACGGGGAGACGCUGAGGUGCAUGGCCCAGCACCCGGCGCUCGCUCCAGGAACAGAGAAGUCGUGUUGGUUUCCCCUCAAGCGUCCGUACCCUGAUGGUGAGCCGAUGGCCACGGCUCUGGAGGGGACUGAUAUAACUCUAACCUGCACUGAGGCCGUGUCCAUCCCCCCCGCAAACACCACGUGGAGGAAAGGGCUCCAGCAGGAGGACAUUAUUCCUGGAUCGAAGUACGUCCUGUCUGAAGAAGGCCCCGUCUUCAAGCUGACCAUACUCAACAUCAGCAAGGAUGAUGAAGGCGUCUACUUCUGCCGCAGCGAGAACCCCCUCGCCAUCUGCGUGCUGGAAGUCUACCUCACUGUGAAGACCUCCUCCGCAUACACAGGAGCAAUCAUCGGCAUCUUCAUAGCGGCGCUGAUCGUGGGAUCAGCCGCAGUCGUGGCUAAAACCAUUUACUCCAGCCGACACCGGAUUUGUCUGGGAGAUGGCUUUGGCCAUAUGGAGGAGGACAGAGGAGACGUGCUGAGCCUGGUGGAGUCAGACGACGAGCAGCUCUUUCAAGAUACCGUCCCCCGGCUGCCUCCAGUAACCAACGGACGCCACACAACGCUCGUCCAGAUACAUCGAAUCCCAUCAAGUGAUCAUGAGGAUGUAGAAACGUCUGACACAAGUCCGCAGCAGCAGGAAGAUACUGUACAAACAGAAGAGCCCGCUGAUCUUGUAACAUUUUAGGUUUGGGGUUUGUUUUAGAUUUUAUUUUAGGUAAAUACCAUUUACUCCCAGUGACAAUGUGAACAGAAUCGGUGGAAGACGCAUGUAAAAAUAAAAAAAUCUCUUUUUAAUUUGUCAUUUUGUAAAACAGGGUUUUGAAUUUUUCUAAGCGUAUUUCUAUGGUCGAUUUGUUUGUACAGCUUUUUGAAUAUGUUGCUCUGAUGUCGAGAUUUGUGCAGUAAAUGAAGCUGUUUAAACAAAA
Messenger RNA from Epinephelus moara (kelp grouper), 2074 nucleotides. It is a transcript of the gene vsig10, whose product is annotated as V-set and immunoglobulin domain containing 10. The transcript is spliced from 9 exons. Lineage: Eukaryota; Metazoa; Chordata; Actinopteri; Perciformes; Serranidae. The record is from RefSeq and is a predicted model, not a curated record. Bases 220 to 1833 code for a protein of 537 amino acids.